Molecule: messenger RNA, 752 nt
Organism: Raphanus sativus (radish)
Lineage: Eukaryota; Viridiplantae; Streptophyta; Magnoliopsida; Brassicales; Brassicaceae
Exons: 5
Coding region: 16-543 (175 amino acids)
Source: RefSeq, a predicted model, not a curated record
CGCUUAGUCUGUCGAAUGACGAAAAUACCCUCAGUAUAUAAACAAACGAAGUCACAGUCUCCUUCGGCGAUACUCUCGGGAGAGAAGGACGACGGAGAGUGGAGGGCGGAGGAAAGAGAGAGAGAGAGAGAGAUGAUACCGCAGCAAUGGACACCGCCGUGUGGGAGUCAAUGCACGCAUAAGUAUGCAGCUCUUACGCAGAUUCCAUGGAGAGUGUUCUGCAAAAAGGGAUGUGAUGCCGAUAGUGACUCAUGGGAAGAUUGUGUAUCAGAUUGCAGUGAGAUAUGCUACAAAGACCCUGUGCUAAAAGACCGACAAUGGAGUGCUUAUAUAGAUCGUUCUCCUGGAGCUGCCAGCUACUCUGAGGAAUGCUUUCACGCGUGUGUCGCAGGCUGUGGUUACAAGUUUGAAGUUGAGUCGGAGGAAGUCGAUAAGGUGAAACCAAAGAGACCACCGCCACCACCACCAAAGCCACAGCCACCACCGCGAGCUAAAAGACCAAUGCAACCACCUAGUGAGGAUGUUCCUGGAACGUCUGCUUGACAUCAUUGUGAACUCAACUAACUUCUUCAAACUCCUCAUUUUUUUUUGGUAACCUUACAUGAGAAGGAGUAUUGAUAUUCAGAGUAGCAAACCUCGUAGCAGUUGUUUCAUAUUCAUGAGAAGGAGAGUGUAUUAGUGGAACUAGUCCCAUGGAUGAACCUUGGGAUCUUUUUAGUCCAUAAGGCAAAUCAACGAACAGAUAUUUGAUA